GUAGCCGCCGCCGCCUCCGCGAUCGCAAACCCGGAAGAAGCCUCUGAUUGCUGGACUGUACCGGCCGGCUUGGCAUUGCCAUGCAGCUCGAGGAGGUAGGUCUGGUUCCCGCUCCAGCGAGGGAGCCGAGACUGACCCGCUGGCUGCGGAGAGGCAGUGGGAUCUUGGCGCACCUGAUAGCUUUGGGCUUCACCAUCUUUCUGACUGUGCUGUCCCGGCCAGGAACCAGUCUUUUCUCCUGGCACCCUGUGUUCAUGGCCUUGGCGUUCUGUCUCUGCAUGGCUGAAGCUAUCCUACUCCUCUCUCCUGAGCACUCCCCGUUCUUCUUCUGCUCUCGAAAGACCCGGAUUCGACUCCACUGGGCAGGGCAGACCAUGGCCAUCCUCUGCGCUAUCCUGGGUUUGGGCUUUAUCAUCUCCAGCAAGAUCCGCAGCGAGCUGUCCCAUAUGGUAUCCUGGCACAGCUGGAUAGGAGUUCUGACACUCGUGGCCACUGCGGGCCAGGCACUGUGUGGGCUCGGCCUCCUCUGUCCGCGGGCAGCCAGGGUCUCAAGGGUGGCUCGCCUCAAGCUCUACCAUCUGACAUGUGGCCUGGUCGUCUACCUGAUGGCUACAGUAACAGUGGUCUUGGGCAUGUACUCAGUGUGGUUCCAGGCCCAGAUUAAAGGUGCAGCCUGGUACCUGUGCCUGGCACUACCGGUGUACCCGGCCCUGGUGAUCAUGCACCAGAUCUCUAGCUCCUACUUACCAAGGAAGAAAGUGGAAAUGUGAGUGUCUCCAAACUCUGAGCCUAGGCGGGAUUCUUGGACUUCAGCAGUUCCUUGGUCUUCAUGGCACCCACCUCAGGAGCAGACGAUGUUUUGCACUGCAUGGUUGAGCCACAGGGUGCAGAAACCCUAGCUGCUACUGCUGAGGGAUGAUCUGGUGGGCUCCAAUGGGGAAAUGUACUACUGGGUGCAAGUGGAAGGUUCUGGAGAACCUGAAGCCUCACCUUGAUGGGAUACAAAAGUAUUAGGUGGUGGUGCUGAUGGUGACGGUGGUGACUAUUUGCUUGUGUGCCUGAUGAAGAGUUGAGUUCCUGUUGGUUAUAAAUGACAGCCACAGACAGAUAUUGGGGUCCCUUUUGAAAAAGCAGUACUGUGGAGAGCCCAUGGUCUCUUUGGCUGUGCUGUCCAGUCACCCUUAAACAAGCUCCACAUCUCAGGACCUCAGUUUCUGCAUCCUUUAACAUUCAAUGUCUGGCAGAUUGAUGUCACUGAAUACCCUCUUAGCUCUGGACCAUGUGAACAGCUCAGGAUGUAAUUCUUUUCUCCAUUCUGCCUUCACUCCCCUGGAAGGACAUCUCUAUACCUGUACCCUUCAGAAAUCUGUGCUAGCUCCACUCCUGAACCAAGGAGCAAGGGCCACAAAUCAUGGAAAGAAGGGACCAAGGUGAGGGUCCCCUAGACAGUAAGAUAGUAAAGGCAUUAAAGUCACUUUAAAGUUCUUUGGAGGAACAGAAGGGCAUUGGCCUUAACCAAGCCCUGGACUCUUGGCCUCCUUAGCUCAGCUAAGAACUUCCUUCAGGCUACCUCUGGGUCUAGAUUGUAGAGUCUGGGCAUUCUCUCGACAUCCAUUCUCAGGGCAGAGGAGUUCUAGGCAUCUGACACUUUGCCCGUAGGACCUAAGAGUAUUUACUUAGCACAUUGCUCCAGGGAACUAUUCUGAGGCUUUCGGAACAAAAUAAAAACCAGGAGUAGGACCCUGAUUCAAGGAACACAGUGUCUCCUGGUUGCCCUUCCCUUCUUGUCAUUUAAGUUUUCCUUAGUUGUUCCCUGCCAGCCCCUUGGCUUAAGAGUGGGAUGAUUUUGGUACCAACCGGGCUCUCUUCCCUGCCAAUAUACCUCCUUGGUUUAGCUGAGUUCCUCAGAGCAUCCUUAGCGGUGAGGGCUGGAUGUCAAACCACUUAGCUGUGGUGUGGGUCAGUCCAGGAGACAAACCCUUUAUAGAUCCUAAUAAGGAGUGGAGAUUGCUGAGCCAGGAAAUGUACGCGCCCAGCUUUCUCCCUGGGAGGCAGAGCCCAUGAGAAACUAUGGGAGGCCUGCAGUAUAGGGCCUUAAGCAGAGACAAAGGAGAAGUAUCUGUUCUAUGUCUCAGAUCCUCUGAAGAUUUAAGGCCUCUUCUCCAGGUAGCUCAGAAAUUAGGCAGGUGGGAUUCAAUAGUAUGGGGAUGGGGACCAUAGGGCUGAAGUGGCCUCUUAGUAGCCCUCACUGUGCUUUUCCUCAGGGAGAUAGCAUCUCUCAUAAGCUGUCUAAAUACAGCUUACUGAACAGAGGCUCCUGCAGCGCAGAGGGAAACCAUUCUUGUCUUUUUCAACGCCUGCUCUCCCUCUCAAGCUAUCCAGUGUGCUGUGAGCUUGGAAGGAAUGGUUAUUGGGCCACAUGAAAGAGGGUCUCACUAGGGUCACUUUGAUGUAGGGCUCUGUCUCCUUCCCAUAUCAGGGCCCAUGCUGAGGGCUUCCCAGAGUGGACCAGGUAAGGUUCAGCAGCUUGUUCUCAGAGAGAGGUGAUGCCGGAAAGCCUGAGCCUGCCUGAGGUGUUGCCUCCUCCCAGGUGGUGCGGGGGCUGGUGGGCGGGCGGGCAGGCGUGCUGACAGCCGGCAGUUUGCGUGGGCUGUGCCAUCUGAUGUCUAUUCCCAGCCCCGGGAGGAAGGGGAGUCAUUUAUAUUCUGCAGGAAGAAGGGACCCAGCUGUCGCUUCCUCUGACCAGUGGGCCUGGAGGGCAUCGGUGCAGAGCAGAGAGGAGGGCACAGGUAGUGGUGGCCUCCUACUUAGGGAUCUGACCGCAGUAUAGGGGGCAGGUCACCAGGAUGAGGCCUUCUUGCUCGUAGGUCCGAUUUUGGUGGGGGGUGGGGCGGGAAUUCCCUCCCUUCCUGUCUUUCCACUUCUCCAUCACCACCUGCCCUCACAUCCUGGGGCAGCAGCUGGACAACCAUUAGACCUCAGUGCCAGGGUACUCUUCCUCUCUUCCUCCAGCUGGGAUCUGUGGCUGUCAGCUGCAUAUGCCUCCUGGCUGUGUGCUCCCUCUUCUCACCGUCUGCCCCUUCCUCUUUGUAUCUUCGUGUCUGGAUACUACCUGGGCUUCUUGGCAGUGAGAGAGAGACCAUAGGGGGGGACAUGUGACUGUCCUUUUCCAGUGUUCCUUGACUAGGGGAAGCUGCUAGCAGUCGGCCUGUUUUGCUUUUGAAAGUGGGGUGGGGGAUGAUACUCAGGAUGCUCAAGAUUUAAAAGUCGCCCAUCAUUUGCACAAAUUUCCAUAUCGUGCUAAGUCCUGAUUCCAUAUUUGAUUGUGUUCCAAGCUUGAUUAUACUCAGAUUCAACCUUGAGGGCAUUAGAAAGAUAGUUUUAUAUUAAAUCCAAAUGGUAAUGGGCAUACUGUUCAGGUUUGGAGCCCUCUCAGAAGCCCCUUUGUUCCUGUAUCCUCCCUUGGAGUCCCAUUGGGGCUGGGGGUGGCAGUGAAUGAAUGACAGGAGUUCGGCAUCCGAGAACUCCUGCUUCCUUCUCUGGCUGGCAUCCCCAUGCAAGCCAGGCUGCUAUCACUUGCCAGCCUGUGCUUGCUCUCCCCCUCCCAAGGCAGGCCACCUUUCCUCUGUGACAUUGGCCUGCCCCGUCUCAUUGUCCCCACCCUUCCACCCCCAUGCAUGGCUGCCGUGGGUCUUGUUUUUCAAACCUCACUGUGGGAGAUCCAGGCAUCCCCCCUGAGCCAGCUGGCUGCUGUGCCAAGGCCUGUUCAGAGUUAAUAAUAAUCAUUAGUUGAAUGGUGCUGGGGCCUUUCAGCUCCAGAUCUCUAAGCACUUGCAGGCUGAGUCAGCCAGCCUUCACCUUCCCCCCCCCCCCCUUCCUGGGUUUUGGAGUGUAACAGCAUGGGAAGGCGCUGUGGGAGAGGGAAUUGGGAUUCUUACUGCCUGACCGUGCCUGAGGAUUUUCUCUGAGAGUAAGCAGUGAGCCAGGGCACACAGAGAAGGCAGUAUGCUCAUCUGAGACCACCAUGGCUGUGGAAGCUGAUGACCCCAGACCUCUAGAACUUUGGUGUACUUACCUUGGCCUCUGUGGGACACUCCACCUGAAUGCCCUUAAGGAAGUUCAGAGCACAAGAAAGUCUCUGGGUUAGUACCCACCCCCAAGACUCUUGUCUGUGACUGGCACAGAGAACCUGUGUGUUGUGAACGGAAAGGUGUAUACUGGCAAGGCUGCUGUGUGAGUGUCUCAGCUCCUAACAUUGGGUGGCACGGGCAGACUGUUUGCUUCUCAUCCUACCUCACAGGGAUGUUGUGAGGGCUAGACAAGGGAAUAAGGUUCAAAGCAUUAAA
Arvicola amphibius (Eurasian water vole) is the source of this 4346-nucleotide messenger RNA. Its product is annotated as cytochrome b561 domain-containing protein 1. Gene Ontology annotation, molecular function: transmembrane monodehydroascorbate reductase activity. NCBI's taxonomy places the organism in Eukaryota, Metazoa, Chordata, Mammalia, Rodentia, Cricetidae. The coding region runs from base 81 to 770 and encodes 229 amino acids. The transcript has 3 exons. The record is from RefSeq and is a predicted model, not a curated record.